Molecule: messenger RNA, 3554 nt
Organism: Bursaphelenchus xylophilus (pine wood nematode)
Lineage: Eukaryota; Metazoa; Nematoda; Chromadorea; Rhabditida; Aphelenchoididae
Source: the annotation of a GenBank genome assembly
AUGUUGAGAUCUGGCCUUCAACAAGGAGUUGUCGUGUCCAAGAGACUUCAGGUAUGUGAAAAUUGUUUUUUAUUGUUUGCUUCGAAUUUUAGACACAAUUUGAGGCACUGUAAUGCCGGAUUUAGGGGUUUGUAAGGAGGUUUUAUAUUGUACUGAACUGCAAGACUGAAAGGCAUUUUGCGUUGAAAAAGUAGAGCAAGUCUUCCUUGGCAAUUUUCAAACGUCUAUGGUUUGAGUACGGGCUUUGUAACACACCGGACGGCGAUUUAUAAUUAAUAUCUAGUAUAAGGUCAAACUCCAUGUGUACUUCCUUCUUUUUCAGAGUGGUUUUGCCAAACAAGCCCGUGAUGUCCUUUCCGCCUCUGAACCUACUUUGAGCGAGUUGAAGAACGGAGUUCGCGUUGUUUCUUCUACCAACAACAAGCCCGUCUCUACUGUAAGACAAUUUUCCAAAUUUUAUAACAUUUUUCUUUUCAUAAGAUGGUAAAUAAUUCCGUGAAUGUUUAGAUUGGUGUUUGGGUUGAUUCUGGCUCCCGUUACGAGACUGAGGACAACAAUGGAGUUGCUAAAGUUUUGGAGCAGUUGAUCUACAAGGUAAGCACAAUUUUUCUUGUUUUUUGAUGUUUAGAUCUCUCCUGCUCAUCUAUAAAUCGGAAUAUGUAUUCUUGUUGGUAGUAAGAGUGAUUUCAAUCUAUUUAGGGAUCCGCCAAGCGCUCCACCACUCAACUCCAAGCUGAUUUGGCCAAAUACGGUGCUCGUUUGAAUUCCUUUACCAGCCGCGAUCAUGCUGCUUAUUUCGUCCAGGUUGAGAACCAAAAUGUCGAACCUGUCACUGAGAUUUUGGCCGAUGUCCUGAGAAGCCCCAAAUUCGAUGCUGCUGAUGUUGAGGCCGCCAAACUAGUUGUUAUCAAACAGUUGGAAGAAGUUGAGAGUAAUCAUGAAGAAGUUGCCUUUGAUUAUCUUCAUAUGACUGCUUUCCAAGGAACGUCCCUUGGACUGUCGCCUUAUGGACGUGCCGAGGCCAUUCAGUAAGGUUUUUACUGAAAUGUUUUAUUACUUUAGGUGGAGGUGCGACGGAGGCUGAAAAUUUUUGAGAAUUUUGCCUUUGAGGGAGAAUUUAAAGUUUUUGAGGGUUGGAAAUGAAGUCAGCUAUGUUUUAGAGGGCUCAAGAUUUCAAGGUUACUGUAAAAAUGUUCAAAAUUAUCCUUCUUUUACUUCAGAAACCUCACUCGCCAAGACGUGAUCGAUUUUGCCGAUGAUCACUACAAAGCCGACCGCGUUGUUGUCGCCGCUGUUGGAGGAGUCCCCCAUGGCCAGUUGGAAGCUUUUGCUAAAGCCAACUUUGGUGAUUUGGACAACCAGUACAAGCGAGCCGUCCCCGCCCCUCUCGGCACCCGAUUCACCGGAUCUGAGUUCCAAUACAGAGACGAUUCGUACCCAGGAUUGUAUGUGGCCUUGGCUGUUGAAGGAGUCCCCAACGGACAUCCGGACGCCUUGCCUUUGCAGGUAACGGAGUUUUGACGAUUUUUUUGGAGGUCCGAUAUUGUAGUAGGCAAAAAAUUUUUAUAUUAGUGAAUUUUUUGGCUGAAGUGGUAUUUAUUAAGGCCGUUUUGAAUUUCUGGAACGUCUUUGAGAUAAUGCUGCUCGAAAUCUUACAAGGAAAGUACUUUUAUGGGGGCUCCUACUUUUUGACGGGACAUAUCUCAAAAAAUCAGAAAAAUUGUGCUGAUCAAGGAUAUAUAGAUCUUAGCUGCCCAUUUUAGGUUUUUAGGGGUGAAAACUCAAUCGGAAGUUGGCUUAAAGUCCUAUAUGAACCCCUUUUUCGCUUAAUUUUUCACAGGUUUACAAUUUUUAUUUUGGCUUGAAAUGAUGCUUAUUGAGUUUCUAAGAUGUAAUAAAUCAGUCUUGGCCCAAAAAUUUAUUUUUCCGACCUUCAACUUCAAAAAAAGUUAAUUCAACCCAAAAGGGAAAUCGAACCCGUGCGGCGUUCCCCCUCUUGAUUCCCAGACUACGGCACUAGCCACUCGGCCACACCGCUCUCUUCCAAAGGAAGAGGACGACUGCGCUUUUUAUCGUUUCGAAUGCCUGCGCCUUUUGUGAAAAUUAAGCCAGUUUUUGGGCAUUUUCACCCAUAAAAACCCAAAAUGGGCAGCUAAGAUUUAUAUAUCCUUGAUCAGCGCAUUUUUUCUGAUUUUUUGAGAUAUGUCCCGUUAAAAAGUAGGAGCCCCCAUAAAAGUACUUUCCUUGUUAGAUUUUUUGUAAAAAAUGUUUUAAUUUUUACCUAAAGUUAUAUGAUUUUUUGUAUUUUCCAGCUCUCGGUCCAACUCACCGGCCAAUGGGACAUCACUCACGGCACCGGCUUGAAUGCUCCAGUCCGUGCCGUCCAACAAAUCAGCCAACUGCAUGGCCUCAAAGUUUUCGAGCCCUUCUCGGUGAACUACGCCGACACCGGACUGUUCGGUCUGAGAUAUGUGAGCAGCGGAGAAGACCAGGAGGACUCGCAUUAUAUUGUGUCGCAAGCGCAGCGCGCCUGGAAACAUCAUGCCACCGGAUUGACUGAUGAGGAAGUCGACCGCGCCAAGAAUCAGCUGAGAUCCGUUUUAUUGAGCCGUCUUGGAGACAACACGUCUCAUGCUCAUCAUUUAGCGACUAGAGUAGGUUUAGGAAUAUGAAAAAAUGAGUGAUUUCUUAAGGUUUCUUGGAAAAGUUUUUGAGGAGUAUCCCCAAGUGUGACCCUUUGAUUUUGAUGAAACUAGGCACAAAAUUUAGAAUGGAGUUUUCUGAGAGAUAUGUGAAAGUUUUAGCUUGCGAUUUGUUAAAAUCGCCGGGAUUUUUAGCUCAAAGUGAAGAAAAAAUCGGAUUUCUUUGAUCAUGUUUCUUUUGAAAAUUUCUGCUUCUAUUAGCAGUGAAGUGUAUAAUGUUUUCACAAAAAAAAAAAAAAUGAUUUUUUUGCAAGCAGAAUUCAAUAGUUAUUUUUCUUGACAGAGAAAAUAAUUUUGACAGUAGCUUUUUGAAUUCUGCUUGUAAAAAAAUCAUUUUUUUGUGGAAACAUUAUACACCUCACUACUAAUAGAAGCAGAAAUUUUCAAAGGAAACAUGGUCAAAGAAAUCCGAUUUUUUGUUCACCUUUGAGCCAGAAAUCUCGGCGAAUUUUGCAAAUCGCAAGCUAAAACUUUCACAUAUCUCUCAGAAAACUCUAUUCUAAAUUUUGUGUCUAGUUUCAUCAAAAGCAAAGGGUCGCACCUGGGGAUUCCUCUUCAAAAAAUUUUCCGAGAAAGGUUAUUCUCAAUAUUUUUUUUUUCGUUUUGAAGCUAUCAGGAAAAUGCGAAAAUUUGAAAUCCGUAUUUUACGUAUUUUAGAUCCUCCACACCGGCGACUUUGAGAGCCUCGCCGAAUUGGAAGAGAAGAUCCGCCGCCUGACCGCGGGCGCCGUUCGCGAAGCCGUCAGUCGCCACGUCUACGACCGCGACCUGGCCGUCGGCGGAGUUGGCCGAACCGAAGCCAUCCCCAACUACGUCCAAAUCCGCGCCACCCAGUCCUGGUGGAGACUAUAG